AUGCUGUGGCAAUUGUGCGCGGCCACGGCGGCCGUUGUCGGCGUGCUGCUUGCCUACCCGAUCGGUCAGGGCGCGGUGCCGGUAGGUUGCAACACUUGCAAUUUCGCCGUCGGGCAAUGGGGACACGCCACAUGCGGAGGCGGUUACCAAACUCGUAGCCGUACGUGCGGAUGCGGCGUUUGCCAAUGCCAAGGACCCAGCACCGAACAGGAAGCUUGUAACACACAGGCUUGCCUAGGCUGCAAUACUUGCCCCCAACCGGCCCCAGCCCCUGCCCCGGUCUGCAACACCUGCUACAAUCCGGUACCGGCCCCGAUUCCGGUUCCAGCUCCGCAACCCGCUCCGCCACUUCCAUCGCCUGCGCCGAGUCCCGUUUGCAGCAACUGCAACCCGGUUCCGGCCCCUUCACCAUGCUCAACUUGUGGCCCGCCUCAGCCCUUCUACAACCCCUACAGCAACGGGCGCAAGAAGCGCGAGCUGCUCGUCAGCCAAAUGCGUCCCAACGCCACUGUAAACCAC
Mesorhabditis spiculigera is the source of this 519-nucleotide messenger RNA. The record is from the annotation of a GenBank genome assembly. Lineage: Eukaryota; Metazoa; Nematoda; Chromadorea; Rhabditida; Rhabditidae.